Molecule: messenger RNA, 492 nt
Organism: Rotaria sp. Silwood1
Lineage: Eukaryota; Metazoa; Rotifera; Eurotatoria; Philodinida; Philodinidae
Source: the annotation of a GenBank genome assembly
AUGUCAUCUCGGCAUCGUUUUCUUCAACGAUCAAUUACUCAUGUUUCAUUUCAUAAUCGUCUUACUGAAGAAGAUGUUAUGUGGCGCCGACGCGAACAUGAACGAGAAAAUGAAGAAAAAGACGAUGAGAAGCGACGACAUCGAUCUCGAUCACCUUAUGAAAAACAAAAACGACAUUCUCGAAAACAACGUUCAUCGUCUUCAUCAAACGAAGAAAGUAACAACAAGAAUAAUAACAAUCAAACUGAAGCUGAAUUUGGUCCACCAUUACCAUCUAAUCUGGGUAUAAAUGCUGAUCGUUGGGAUCAUGCUUUUUUUAUGCAACGAUAUCCAGACGAAUAUGAAAAACAAAUUAAUAAAUCCAAACGAGAGAAUUCUACGAGUAGCGAGGAUAAGAAAAAAAAGAAAAAAAAUUCCAAACAUCAUCAACAUAGAAGAAUGGAAGAAAAAAAUAAUAAGAAAAGUAAACGCCGACAUCGAUCGCGAAGUUAA